This is a messenger RNA of Geodia barretti, 447 nucleotides long. Lineage: Eukaryota; Metazoa; Porifera; Demospongiae; Tetractinellida; Geodiidae. The record is from the annotation of a GenBank genome assembly.
AUGACGCUGGGCAGCGAAAGCAGACCCGUACAGAUUUUGCUGGUAGAAGACAAUCCGGCUGAUGCCAGAUUGACCCAAGAGGCGAUCAGCGAGACUUCAUUUCAGUACCAACUCCACCUUGCCGAGGACGGCGAGGAAGCCAUGGAGUUCUUGCUGAAAGAGGGCGAGUAUGAAGACGCGCCGCGCCCCGACCUCAUCCUGCUUGACCUGAAUCUGCCGGGAAUGGACGGGCGCGAGGUCCUUGCAGAGGUGAAGGCGGAUGAGAGCUUAGGAAUGAUACCUGUUGUGGUGCUGACGACGUCGACCGCGCAGCAGGACCUACUCUAUUCAUACGGCCUUCGCGCCAACAGCUAUGUAAAUAAGCCAAUCGACAGAGUCAGAUUCAAUGUAAUGAUACAGAGCGUCCUGGACUACUGGAUCAACAUUUCGACGUUGCCCAGUGGUUAG